AUGUCUGAGGUCACAUCCAGACCAGCUGCGACGCGCGGCCGCGGUGUCGGCCGGGGCGGUCGCGGCGGUUUCUCCAGCCGCGGUGGUGCGCGCGGUGCCUCUAGAACCACUACGAAUGGCGACUCCAAGCACGAACCCGACUCUCUUCCCACGCUCGAGGAUGAGGGCGAGAUUGGCGAUCUGAAGAAGCUCUACGGCUCAAAGACCGGUCUCAUCAAGGAGAUGUUCCCCGAUUGGUCUGACGUCGACAUCCUCUUUGCUCUUCGAGAGACCGAUGGCGACGAGAAUCUGACAGUCACGCGCAUUGCUGAAGGCACCAUCUCACAGUGGGGCGAAGUCUCCAAGCAAAAGAAGGACCGCUCGAAGUCUAAGGCAAAGGAUACAUUCACCACUACUACUGGCACUGAUGCUUCGUCCACUGCGAAUACUAGACACACUCGAGGCGGUCGUUCGGAGGGUGGCCGUGGCCGCGGUAGAGCCACUGAACGAGGCGGCCGUGCUGCUCGGGGCAGGUCCUCGGCUGCUACCACGAAUGGACACAAACCCAAGGAUGCGCAGCAGCUCUCCGUUCCUACCGAAGAUGCCUGGGAUACCACGAAGACCUCUGAAGAUACUGCAUGGGAUACUACCGGCACUGAGGCAGCUGCCGCCGCCGCUGCCGCACCAGCUGCUACUACCACAGCACAGAAACCGAGCGUCAUUCCCGAAGGCACCCAGAAGACGUGGGCAAGCAUGCUCAGAGCGUCCACCGUACCUAAGCCAGCUCCCAAGCCCAAAGAGGCUCCUGCUCCGAAGCCUGAGCCUCCCAUCGAACCCUUGCCGCCUGCCGAACUUGCAGCUACUGAGCCUGAGCCUCAGCACGAUGCUCCAGUAGAGUUGUCCGCCGAGCCAGAGAAGCCAAGCCCGGCCGAGCUUCCUGCCGUUGUUGUCCCCGAAAUUGCUUUGAUGCCUUCAAAGGAUCAAUUGACCGAGACCAAUCUCGAGCAAGUCGUGGACGAAUCCAAUCCCCCGGAUACCGAGACAGCUAGAAGCGAAGCCGCGGAUUCUUGGGACCCUCGAGCCGCUGCUGUCAGCGCGACUGCCACUCCCCUCUCUGCUUCCCAGCAGCAUCACCAACAGGCUAAGGCCCCGACAAGCGGAUUUGCUGCGACUGCCCUCAAGGCGACUGAGCGUGGUCCUUCGCGCACUCCCAGCUAUCAGCGACGAAUUCUUGACCAGGAGGAGCCUGUGCGCAUGCCUGGGAACAGAGAGGUGGACCGCGCAGCUGUUCAGUUCGGCGCAUUCAGCCUUAACGGCCUCGACGACGAUAUUGAUGGAGAUCGCGAGGAGCCCGAGACACGAGCUCAGCCUCCCGUCGAUUCCCCUGUCGCUCAUCCCCGUACCUCCCUACCCCCCGUUCCGCAGCCCGCUGCUGUCCCCGAGGCUUUCUCCACCCCCAAGCCAUCUACAUCCCUUCCUCCAGCCGCAGGACCAACUGGUAUUGUCAUCCCUCAUUUCCUCUACAACAAGUACGGUUUCCCGACUGACAACCCUUCAGCUGCCCCUACUGCACCGGCGGCACAGCAACCCACCUCUGCUCAAGCCCCACAGCCCCCUACCCAACCGUCCUCCCAGCAGUUUGGUCGUUUCGGCCAGAGCACUGCUCAGGAGCCGUCGUCCUUCUCUCAGAAGCCCUUCGACACAUACAACCAACAGGCGAACCCGCCUUCUGCCCCUUCGCAGUAUGAUGGCUUCCCUAGCCAACAGCAAUCUCAGCCUCAGGGCCAACAGGCGGGCGGCGCUUUCAGCUCCGCUCCAACCGAAUAUUCCUCUUACUACACAGCUGACCCACAAAGCCGUGGCCAGUUCAACUACUACAAUCAGCAGUACGGCCAGCAGCAAUCCGGUCAAGGUCAGCAGGAAGGCGGUCUACCCUCUCAACAGCGAUCUUUCAGCGGAUACGGGGGACCGCAGAAUGACAUUUCCAGCCAGUAUCCGCAGAGUGCUAACCAGUCGCGAUUUGGUGCUGGAUCUACUACGGAUCUCCAGACCAGCGGCAACACUACACCUAAUCCAUCCGCCGCCGGUCAGCAGACUGGUCAGAAUAGCCAGUCACAGUCGCACGGAGGACAGCAGCAACAUGGUGGCCAAUAUCCAUACACUCAUCCCUACUACUCUAGCCCGUAUUAUGCUGCUUAUAUGAACCAGCAGUAUGGUGGAUACGGGCAGGGAGGUUUUGGUGGUCCUUAUGGCAAGGGAGGUGUGUAUGGACAACCUCAGCAAUAUGGAAUGUCACCGCAGGGUCCAUAUGACCACAGCUCUUCGCCCGCCACCGGCUAUGGCCAGUCAUCGCUUCACCGUGCAGACAGUGGCCUCGGAUCGGGCCUUGGAGAUUAUGGUCGUGCAGGCUCUGCUCAGUCCGGCAGUCAACCUGGUCUUGGUGGCAGCGGAUUCGGUGGCAUCAACGACACCUUCGGCCGCGGCGCCUCAUCUUAUGGAUCACAGAGCGGACAACCGUUCAAUGCAGCCGGCUCCCAACCAGGUGCUGGUGCUCCAUCCGCCAAUGAUGACCUGAAGCCCUUUGGCGAGUCUAAGACCGCAGGUGGGCCCAGCCCUUCCCUAGGCGGUGCUCGUCCCGGGUCUGCAACCAACAACAACCCAUCUCAGUCCGGACUUCCACCUCCGCAGUCAAGUCAGCAGGGCGGCAUGGGAGGAUAUGGCGGCUACCCAAGCCAUUUGCAGGGUGGUCUGCACGGUAAUCAGUCCGGCUCAGGCGGAUAUGGAAUGGGCGGAGGCGCUGGCCAGGGUCACCAGAACCAGCCUUAUGGCGGAUAUGGCGGCGGCGGCCAAGGCUUCGGCGGUGGUAGCUACUAUGGUGGCAACCAGCCUCGUGGAUGGGGUGGCAACUAUCAUUAG
Messenger RNA from Phaeoacremonium minimum UCRPA7, 2895 nucleotides. Its product is annotated as putative rnapii degradation factor def1 protein. Bases 1 to 2895 code for a protein of 964 amino acids. Gene Ontology annotation, molecular function: ubiquitin binding. The transcript has 3 exons. Gene Ontology annotation, cellular component: cytoplasm; nucleus. NCBI's taxonomy places the organism in Eukaryota, Fungi, Ascomycota, Sordariomycetes, Togniniales, Togniniaceae. The record is from RefSeq and is a predicted model, not a curated record.